UGAAAGCUGAAAUUUUUAUCACGCACGUGGCCACUUUAGAGACUGAUCUAGAAAAUUAUUUAGUUUAUUUUUGUUUAUUUAUUUAGAAAAUUAAAUAUUUAAUUAUCAACUCAAACUAAAAGUAGUGUUUUAACCAGGUGACAAUGACAGCAAAAAGAUUUUUUGUAAAUUUAUCAGCAUUGGCAAGUGCAAGUAUUGGCGGCUGGUAUGCUGGUAAAUAUUACGAACGUAAUCAUCAUGAUCAGGAAUUUUUUACCAAUCAAAGAGAUGGAACGAAUUUGAAUUUGAAACGAAUGCCGGGGCUUCCAAUAUUUGGAACUGUUUCUGCUGCUGUGCCUAUGGUACCCAGUGACAGUGACAGUUCCAAAGUGUCAACAUCUCGCGUCUCACAGAUUAUGAAAUAUGGAUUUCCUAGUCUAGAUAAUAUCAGAUCUUUUGAUGACUUUGUGCUGGCAUAUGACAGAAGAAACCGCGUAGCUCAUUGGGUGUUUGAACACUUGUCAAAAGAAACUUUGAAAAGUACCGAAGAUGUCAAUAGAGCUUCGUGUGAAUUCAAACCUGAUGAAAGCAUCCAUCCAUUUUUUAGGGCGACUAAUAGUGACUACAAAGGCAGCGGGUACGACCGCGGACACAUGGCGGCUGCAGGAAAUCAUAAGAAUUGUCAGAAAAAUAUACAGCAGACUUUUCACUUAUCUAAUAUAGCACCUCAAGUUGGCCCCGGGUUCAAUAGACAUUCAUGGAAUCGCCUGGAAAAAUAUGUCAGACAUUUAACUAAAAAUUAUAAGGACGUUUAUGUUUGCACUGGACCUCUCUACUUACCAAAGCGAGAAGGCGAUGGGAAAAAAUACAUAAAGUACGAAGUAAUAGGAACAAAUCACGUGGCAGUACCGACCCACUUUUUUAAAGUAAUAGUCUGCGAAACUAAUGACUCUAAGUACGAAAUGGAAGUUUAUGUGAUGCCCAAUACGGCCAUCGAUGACGACACUCCGCUAAAAAAAUUCCACGUACCUCCAGAGAGCGUCGAACGCGCGUCGGGACUUUUAUUUUUCGACAGAAUUUCCCGCGAAAAACUGUCCAAAGUGAACGGACAAAAAAAAUAGACAAUUUUAUAGCGCAAUUUAAUUUAAUAAAAAAAAGAGUAUUUAAUUUUUUAAUUAACGACUAAAUUGAUGGUAGUAAAAUAUAAUUGUAAAAAAUAUAUAAUUGUAUAUAAAGUAUAUUGUUUUUUAAUAUU
This is a messenger RNA of Microplitis demolitor, 1234 nucleotides long. RefSeq names its product endonuclease G, mitochondrial (gene EndoG). The record is from RefSeq and is a predicted model, not a curated record. The coding region runs from base 144 to 1100 and encodes 318 amino acids. Gene Ontology annotation, molecular function: single-stranded DNA endonuclease activity; RNA endonuclease activity; nucleic acid binding. Gene Ontology annotation, biological process: apoptotic DNA fragmentation. NCBI's taxonomy places the organism in Eukaryota, Metazoa, Arthropoda, Insecta, Hymenoptera, Braconidae. Gene Ontology annotation, cellular component: nucleus; mitochondrial inner membrane. The transcript is spliced from 4 exons.